Messenger RNA from Larimichthys crocea (large yellow croaker), 5516 nucleotides. RefSeq names its product trafficking protein, kinesin binding 2 (gene trak2). The transcript is spliced from 15 exons. Bases 413 to 3493 code for a protein of 1026 amino acids. Gene Ontology annotation, molecular function: GABA receptor binding; myosin binding. The record is from RefSeq and is a predicted model, not a curated record. Gene Ontology annotation, biological process: protein targeting; mitochondrion distribution; vesicle transport along microtubule. NCBI's taxonomy places the organism in Eukaryota, Metazoa, Chordata, Actinopteri, Sciaenidae. Gene Ontology annotation, cellular component: dendrite; cytoplasmic vesicle; mitochondrion.
GAAUGUGGCGUGUAACGCGUGUUAGAUCCAGAAGAAGACGACAGACAAUCGGCGGUUAAAGUGUCCAACAGCAGACACCGUGGGAGGAAUGUUUUUCAUCUGGCUUUAAAUGUCAGCAACUAAGUGGGAAGGAGAAAAGAGGGAGGGCGACAGAGAGAGAGAUGAUGAAUGCUGUCAGCAGCCUGGAGUCAGAGAUGCUCCACAUACACAGAUCAUUAGCAACUGAAUUACUCCACUGCUAAACUGAUUAUAGCUCAAGUUAAAUUGUAAAUAUUGAGCCUGCGAUAGCUGGUGAAGGUGUGGACUGGGCGCCACCCAUCAGUGCUGGAACAGGAUGUGAUGUCACAGCGGUAGCGGCUGCCGUUUUCUGUCCAGCUUCGUGUUUUUUCGCCCCCCGCUCCGAGGACAGGACAUGUUUGAGGCCAAACCCCGGGCUGUGGAGAAGAAAGAGUCGAGCACUGAGACAGAUGAGGGGCUGGGCAGCAGCGGGAGGCAUUAUGGCUCUGGCUCGCUUGGCUCCGGUUCGGCCGGCUCCGUCUACCUGUCAGACAGCCAGGACUGGGUGGUAUCCCCGAUCUGCUCGCCAGACGAAGGCCCCGGCCAGCACAGCGCCAUCUCCCCUGUGCUGGCCGAGGAGACGUUUCGCUACAUGAUCCUCAGUGCUGAUCGCGUGGAGCAGAUGACCAAGACUUACAAUGACAUGGAAGUGGUCACGCAACUUUUGGCUGAGCGGGACAGAGACCUGGAGCUGGCAGCUCGGAUUGGCCAGUCGCUUCUGCAUAGGAACCACCUGCUGCAGGAACGCAACGAGGCUUUAGAAGAACAGCUAGCGCAGGCCCUGGACCAGGUUCACCAACUCCAGCAUGAGCUCAGUAAGAAGGAUGAGUUGCUGCGGAUGGUUGCCAGCGCGUCGGAGGAGAGCGAAACCGACUCCAGCGUCUCAACGCCGCUGCGGCAGCCUCUGCCACCGGGAACCACCGCUGCUGCACUCAGCCAGCUGGAGUAUCUACAGAGCAAGCUGCAGGAGCUAGAGGAAGAGAACCUGUCACUGAGGUCUGAGGCAUGUCAACUGAAGAGCGACACCAUCACCUAUGAGGAGAAGGAGCAGCAGCUUGUGAGCGACUGUGUCAAGGAGCUCCGGGAGUCCAACAGCCAGAUGGUGUCUCUGACAGAUGAACUGUCCCAGAAGAACGAGGAGCUGCUCAGGCACCAGGAGGAAAUCGCUCAGCUGCUGUCUCAGAUAGUGGAGCUGCAGCACAGAGUGAAGGAGCUGGCUCUGGAGAAAGAGGAGCUGAGGAUCCACCUGCAAGCCUCUAAAGACGCUCAGAGACAGCUCACAGCAGAGCUGAACGAGUUAGCGGACAGGAAUGCAGAGUGUGUCGAGAUGCUCCAUGAAUCCCAGGAGGAGAUCAAAGAGCUCCGCAGUAAAAACACUCCCUCUGCUGGGAUGAGGAGGCACCUUUCUUACGGCCUCUACCCCAUGGACUCUCUGGCAGCAGAGAUCGAGGGCACCAUGAGGAGAGAGCUGAGUGUCGAAGAAGAGACUGUCUUUCAGGACCAAAGAAUAUCCCAGAAGCGAGUCUUCCAAACAGUCCGCUCCAUCAAUGCCUCAGCAUCGCGGUCAGCGUCAGCCACUCCUCCUAUCCCCGGCUCAGGACAGAGCUCUUUAGUGAUGACUGCACAGCCCUUCCAGUCCGUUCAAGGGUAUGUUGUCUUCCUUCCUACCUUUGAAGCUAAGUUUAAACCUUGUCAGCUCAAUAAAUGUCCCCGUGUUUGCAGGGAGGAGGUGCGAUUGGGUCAGCCCGGCUGUCCAGGAGGAAACGACCUGACCAAAGCGCUCCACCGCCUGUCGCUGCGCCGACAGAACUUCCUGUGCGAGCGCCAGUUCUUUCAGGCGGAGCGUGAGAAGAAGCUGCAGGCGUUGGCGGGGGCGGAGGCAGACGGGGAGGUCAGCGGCUGCAGCUCGCCGAUGGGCAGCAUGCUCUCCUCUUUCUCCAACCUGUCGGAGCUCUCCUUCGGCUCCAGCGUCUUCAAGACCUUCCUGCCUGAGAAGCUUCAGAUCGUCAAGCCCAUGGAAGGUUCACUGACGCUCCAUCACUGGCAGCAGUUGGCCAAACCUCACCUGGCCACCAUCCUGGACCCCCACCCUGGUGUGGUGACCAAAGGUUUCUGCCCGCUGGCUCAGGAUGCCGUCUAUCGCCUGUCUGACAUGGAGGAAGACGAGGAGGAUGAAGAGCACGGAGGGAUUGGCGUCCUGGAGAAGGGGGCGUCAGAGCGUGGUAAGGAAGAUGAGGACGAGGAAGAGGAGGAAGGCGGGAUCACCUUCAAGGUGCGCGUUUCGUCCACGCCGGAGGAGAGGAAGGACAGAAAGCAUUCGGUGUCACCUCUCCCUGUCCCGAUUCUCUCCCCCACCCUCCCGAUGUUACCCGGAACACCUGCCACAACCUCCUCGGUCACAUCGGUCCUCUGUCUGACUCCCACACCUCACCAUGCCACUGACAAAUCCAGCCUAUCAUCUCAAUCCAUUCCAGGAGUCUGUACGACAGUGGUCCAAUCACAAACUUCGAUUUGCACCUCAAUAUCAACAACAGCAUCUUCCUCUGUCCAAUAUCCAGGAAAGUGUCACAGCUCCACCUUCUCCACCUACACCUUCACAACCUGUCGCAUCCUGCACCCCACUGACAUCACACAGGUCACCCAAAGCUCUCAGUCGUCCCUUGCCAACACACCCAGCUCCAUGAGGACAGGCCCCAGUACCCCUGUGACUCCUUGCAGACUGAGUCUGGGUGACUCCUUUCCCCCUCGACGACCCCUUGCGCCCCCCUGUGGCUUGGCCAAGCUGGUGCUGGAGAAGGGCAUUUCUGCACAAGUCUCCACUGACGUCCCUCCAUCAUCCCCAAAACCCACGUCCCGAAAGCACCUGUUCCGCUUCCUCCCAAGCACGCCCCCAAACUCCCCCACCCACUCACCCGCUCCCUCCCCGGUGCCCAUGGAGUCCCGCCAGCACUCGGCUGACAAUUUCCUCGCCUCUCGGCCGGCAGAGCUUUUUCUCCAGGACGUUUAUGGGUUGAAUCUGGGCCGUGCCCCUCAUCCUGACCUACCAAGCUCCUCCCAGGAACCCCCAGCCCUUGUCCCACCCUCGAAGUCAGGCAGAGCCGGGCCUGACCUGGUCAACGUAGGCCUUGUGGAGAGGCUGCGGCGGCUCGGAUUCACCAAGGUUCUCCAGGGUUCAGAGUCCGAGGCGUCAGUGCCACGCCAGGAUUCUGCUACCUUUGUGUCAGCAAGCGGAGGAAGCCUGUUGGACGGCCUGAGGCGCAACCAGAGUCUCCCAGCCAUGAUUGGUGCCCGAGCUGGGAAGUCAUCCAGUAACAUGGGACCUCCUCCUCACCCCACCUCCUUGGCCCUGCCCCCACCACCCUGGGGAAACCUAAAAGAGCGGCGCCGGAAACUUGCCUCUAUCUCCCAUGUCCCGUCGAGUUCAACCAAACGCUGAGGGGAAGAGGUGGAUGGAGCAGGACACACACUCUAGAACAUAAACUUUCUCCUUUACACCUCCAUCCUCUUCUCCCCCACCAUCUCUCCAUCUUUCUGCCUUUCGGAGAGAGGAGCCAGGGCAUCCUGUGUGCAGAACAAUCCCUCCUUUUUCUCAAUUAAUUUUAAAGCACAAUUGAACUAAACUGACUGUUUUUAGUGAUACCGCAGUGUCUAUAGGUGUAGAUGUUUGCCUUGAUGCUAGUUAUCGAAACCUUGGCUUGCCUCUGAGUGGGUCGUUUGGCUUCUGGUACCUUCUCAUGUACAAAUCUUAAUUAGGUUCUGUAGUUUUUCUGUGAGGCUCUGGAUGUUCAGGUACGGGUAGAGAUGGGGGUGAAGGAUAGCAUGUAAGUGGACAAAGGUUUGUGGAUGUCGUUUAGGAAAGAACAUGGGUCAAGACGAAGGUAUGAGAGGAAAUGGAGAGUGGUUUUUGCACGUUUAUUCAAGUCAGAAGAGGGAGUGGAAGGCAAAGAGACAGACUGAGCAUCCAGAGUCUUGCUGAUUCAAGGGCUUGUUCUGUAGUGGGUUGGAAAAGCGUUAGUCUCGAAUAAGAUAGUAUCAUCAGCGAAUAAAAACUUUGAGAGUCAGAAGGGAAGUGAUUCAACAUACUUUUAUUACUUACUGACUAGAAGACUAAGUGCUAGCUGGCUUAACGGCAUACUGCCAUGCUAAUCUUGUAGUCAGACCAUGCUAUCAACAUGCCAGUAUUAUUAUAAUGAUUUUACAGUAGUCCGUUGUUGCACGGAUGUCUGGUGACCGUCCAUGUGCCGUGCCCCUUCCUGCGAAGCGUCUGCAUGACACGUCAAGUGACCUUGCCCACAGGGUCCCAGCAUGCACCUGUCGGCAGACGGGUGGGGCCAGGCUGAAGGCGAGGUCAGAACCCCAUCAGACGCCGGGUCUUUUUAGUUUUGUGUGUUUUUAAAUGGUAUGAGGCCUUAAGUAGAAGCCAGCACUGUUAUGAUUUGUUCCUGUUAAAGCCAUGUUUGUAUUUAUCCGUUGCACUCGGUGGGAUUUGGAGGUCGGGUUUGUGUUCAUCUGAGUGAUCACUGCUUGGUUGAACAUUUCAACGCGGCCGCGGGCCUUUAACAGAAAAAAGCGGGGGAGUUUCAGUUUUCAGCCACUAUCCUUAUCUCAGGCCCAUGGGAUGUUCAGGUUCAGUCUGUUAAGAGGGAGAAACCAUUGACACGUUAUUUGAGUUGUGUAUCACAUGCAGGUUUGUUCUGUGGUUGUUUUCCGUGUUUUAAAAUGUGUCUCGGGGAUUAUGUCAAAGACGUAUGUCAUUCACAAGUGGUGAGGCAAUAUAAAGGAAAUAAAUAACGUAAUAUGUUUAGAGACAAGGAAGCAGAGCUCUGUGUUUGACCCCCGUGAACCUUCAGUGCUGCUGUCCGUAACAUUCAUCAGUCCAACCAAACCCUCCCACUCAACUACUGCACUUUUACUUUUUUAUGUAACCUUUUGUUUUACUGACAUCACUAUUUGAAGAAUAUAGAUUCUAACAUAUUAAUGAGAAGAUUUAGUAUAAUGUGUGCCUGUCGUAACAAUGUCGGCUAACAUUUCGACUGAGAUUUUAAUAUAUGUAGCAUUAUUUUUAUUAUUUUUUUGCUUUCGACAUGUGAAGGGAAUCCAAAUCAAACCAAAAGUUUUAUUUUGAUGAAAUGGAAUACUCCGGUUCACACGUGUGCAUGCGAUGCAUUUUGUGCUAAUCAGUUACAGCAUAUUUAACAACGGGAAAAAAAGAGCUUCAGUUUAAUGUUGUGUUUGUAGGACUGGGAGUAGAGGGAAGAUCCAGCACAACCAGGCUGUUCAUAUCUUUAGAUCGUCGUAGUUGUUUCAGAGCAGGAGCUUCAGGUUUGUUUUUCUUUGGCUGACAUGUAAAAUGUCCUGUGAUUUCUUUAUGCCUCCCAUCUAAAAUCAUGAUCCUCUGUAAACUACACAUGGCUAUUAUUCAGUUGCCUCUUUUUUAAAAUAAAGCAAUGGAAACAAAG